AGGGGCACGGGAAAGAAAAAGUCCCUCACGCAAUUGAAAUACCGAUCGAUCGUUCUUGAAAACGCAAGAACGUUGUACACACUCUCUGCCUUAACCGGAAACUCGUCUCUUUUUGGCCGAGGUUGGUGGGAUUUAACUCUUGUUGGAGCCAGAGAUUCGGUUUUACCUCCUGGGAUAUUGAUUGAUUGGAUUGCCCGGCAUGUCGUCGUUACUCCGCAGGGGCAAUGGCCACAAGAGCUACUUUGCUAGUUCCGAUGACAGCAGAAUAUGUGUCGUCAUGGUCGGUCUGCCCGCGAGAGGCAAGAGUCUCAUCGCGGGGAAAGCAAUGCGAUACCUAGCCUGGGUCGGCAUCCCCGCUCGAGUGUUCAACGUGGGAUCCUACCGACGAAACAACACCCCCCAGCCCAGCGCCACCUUCUUCGACCCGCACAACAGCGAGGGUGAGAAGAUGCGACGCGCGGCCGCCGAGUCCGCCAUGGAGGACAUGUUGCAGUGGUUCGAUGCCGGCAAGGGCGUGGUGGCGAUCCUCGACGCGACCAAUUCGACGCGGGACCGACGGCGCUGGAUCCACGAGAGCUGCUCCAAGGCCAAUAUCGAGACGCUAUUCGUCGAGUCCAUUUGCGACGAGGAGGACCUCAUUAUGAACAACAUCCUCGAGGUGAAGACCACGUCGCCGGACUACAAGGGGCAGGACCCUGAGAUGGCCGCUUUGGACUUCCGCAAUCGCAUCCGCAAUUACGAGAAGGUCUACGAGACUAUUGACGAUAAUGAGAAGAGUUAUACCUAUGUGAAGCUCAUCAAUGUCGGGUCUACCGUCAUUAUCAACCAGAUCAAGGACUAUCUGUCGAGUCGGCUGGUGUACUAUAUCCAGAACCUACACAUCAAACCCCGCUCUAUCUGGUUAUCGCGCCACGGCGAAUCGGAGUAUAACCUGACAGGGAAAAUCGGCGGCGACUCGAAUAUCUCCCCCCGCGGGGAGGCAUAUGCGCAAGCGCUGCCCGGUCUCAUGAAGAAGUCCGGGAUACCUCCCAACACCAAGAUCGUCAUUUGGACCUCCACGCUACGACGGACCAUCCAGACAGCCCGACACCUCACGGCGGAGACGGGCUUCGAGAAGCUAGAGUGGAAAGCGCUCGACGAGUUGGACUCCGGCGUCUGCGACGGGCUCACCUACGAGCAGAUCGCGCAGAAAUACCCCGACGACUUUGCGGCGCGCGACGACGACAAGUACAACUACCGCUACCGCGGCGGCGAAUCCUACCGCGACGUGGUGAUCCGCCUCGAGCCGAUCAUCAUGGAGCUGGAACGCAGCGAAAACAUCAUGAUCGUCACCCACCAGGCCGUCCUCCGCUGUAUUUACUCCUACUUCCUCAACGUUCCCCAGGAGCAGAGCCCAUGGAUGGAGGUGCCGCUCCAUACGCUCAUCAAGCUCACCCCGCGCGCAUACGGCACCGAGGAGCAGCGGUUCAAGGCGGACAUUCCCGCCGUGUCGACGUGGCGGGCCAAGGGCACCUCCGCGAAACACCAGGAUUACCCGACGGAGGUUAAACCCUGAAGCAUUCGACCACCCUUGACGUGACGUUGUUCUGGACCAUGUUGUCCUACUGUAGGCUGGGCCUCUGUCUCUUUUCCUCUCCCUCAUGGCAUCUCACCCCCUCCC
Messenger RNA from Aspergillus campestris IBT 28561, 1660 nucleotides. Its product is annotated as bifunctional nucleoside/nucleotide kinase/histidine phosphatase family protein. Lineage: Eukaryota; Fungi; Ascomycota; Eurotiomycetes; Eurotiales; Aspergillaceae. The coding region runs from base 200 to 1555 and encodes 451 amino acids. The record is from RefSeq and is a predicted model, not a curated record. Gene Ontology annotation, biological process: fructose 2,6-bisphosphate metabolic process; fructose metabolic process. Gene Ontology annotation, molecular function: ATP binding; 6-phosphofructo-2-kinase activity; fructose-2,6-bisphosphate 2-phosphatase activity. The transcript is spliced from 3 exons. Gene Ontology annotation, cellular component: cytosol.